Messenger RNA from Lactuca virosa, 612 nucleotides. The record is from the annotation of a GenBank genome assembly. Lineage: Eukaryota; Viridiplantae; Streptophyta; Magnoliopsida; Asterales; Asteraceae.
AUGGCAUUGAGUAUCCAUUUCUAUCGUUUGACUUAUGGUUAUGUGCCCAAGGAGAAUUACAGAUUAUUAGAUAGGUUAGGUCUCUUUUAUUCUGGUAUUCAAAACAUGGGUAAGGUGAGUAGACUGUACCAGAUUAACAUGGAUCCAUCAUUACAACUGAUUCCUGAGAGUCUGGUUUUAGAUGGUGUUAAGUCCUUUGUUGGGGCAGAUUCGGUUUGUUAUAAGCUGGUUAGUAGCUUUCUAAAUCUCGAGACCUUUGAUGAGGAUGGUAGAAAGAUAUGCUUCGGUUGUAUGCCAAUUGUUGGAGAAAUCAAUAGGGUCUUAUUCAAUCUUACCUUAAUGGAGUUCGACCGGCAGUUCAGCCAUAAAUAUCCAGGGAUUGCAUUUGAAAGAUUCAUAGGUAUGGUCUUUAUAGCAUGUACUGAUGAUCUAAGAAUCGAUGAAUAUCAAGUAUUUGAUAUGAUACAAGAUCUCGGGCUGUCUUGUUCAAUCGAGUAUAAAGAACCAGGGCUAGAGCCUCUCUAUUGUCGCAAUAGGAUGGUUGCUCUGGACUAUGAGGGUAAGGUUGUCGUGUACAAUCCUACAGAUUACUAUCCUACAGAUUAUGGUUAG